Molecule: messenger RNA, 168 nt
Organism: Meloidogyne enterolobii
Lineage: Eukaryota; Metazoa; Nematoda; Chromadorea; Rhabditida; Meloidogynidae
Source: the annotation of a GenBank genome assembly
AUGUUCGGCUUUGAUAUAGCCGGCACUUCUGUUCAGUUCACCACUCAGAAUUUGUUUCGUUCUAUUGUAAUUUUAUUUCCUCCUGCACCAGAAGUUUGUUCUCGGAUUUGUCGACAGGGAUUUGAAGAUGCACUUCGUUUCCUGACCAAAAAUCGUUGGUCUUUUUAA